This is a messenger RNA of Selaginella moellendorffii, 1455 nucleotides long. RefSeq names its product pentatricopeptide repeat-containing protein At1g11290, chloroplastic-like. The transcript is spliced from 4 exons. Gene Ontology annotation, molecular function: RNA binding; protein binding. NCBI's taxonomy places the organism in Eukaryota, Viridiplantae, Streptophyta, Lycopodiopsida, Selaginellales, Selaginellaceae. Gene Ontology annotation, biological process: RNA modification. The record is from RefSeq and is a predicted model, not a curated record. Bases 1 to 1455 code for a protein of 484 amino acids.
AUGCAAAAUGAGGGAGUGAGGUUCAACGCAGUGACAAUCUCGAGCGUGUUGACAGCUUGCAGGGACAUCAAACAGGCUCGAGAGCUGGAAAGGCUGGCAACAGUGGCUGGUUUUGGGGGCGAGGAGAGAAUCCUUCGGAGCCUCAUCCACUCGUAUGGAGAGUGUGGGAGCGUGGACGAUGCUCGAGAGGUUUUUGACGCCAUGGAAGCUGCUGGAGACCUUGUCUCUUGCACGGCUUUGAUGGGAGCGUAUGCUCAAAACGGGAAUGGCAUGGAAGCUCUGAGACUGUUCGAGAAGAUGAGCUUGGAAGGCGUCAAGCUCGACAAGAUCAGCUUUGUGAGCAUCAUAAAAGAAAAAUGGACAUUCGACCAGAUUCGGGAGCCAGACAUUGUUGCAAAAACUACAUUGAUGCACGCAUGCGCUUGUGCUAGAGACUUGCGGCGAGGUAAGCUCUGUCACGAGCUCUUGAUGCAAACUGGUUUCGACACUGACUUGACUUUGCAGAACACUCUCCUGAGCAUGUAUGGGAAGUGUGGAAUGCUUGACGAGCUGCACGACAUGUUCUGCAUUAUAGAAGCUCCAGACGCUGUCUCCUACAACUCGAUCAUCUCGGCUCUUGGUCACAACUCCCAGCCAAGGCAAGCUCUCUUUUUCUUUCGGUGCAUGCUGCUUGAUGGCAAUCUACCAAGUCUAAUCACAUUCAUCUCUGUCGCUCACGCUUGCGGGUGUAUAGGCGACCCUAGGCCAGCUGUGGCUCUCUGUUCGCUGAUUCAAGAGUGUAGCAGAGUCACGACUAGCGAUUCAGUUUUGAGAUCGGCUAUAGUUGCGAUGCAUGGAAGAUGUGGAGAUGUGGAAGCAGCAAGGGAGGCUUAUGAAUCUUACGCAAAGGAUGAGCUAAGCUGCACGUCAAUGGUUGCUGCGGUGAGGGUAUUGUUGGAAGGCGAGGGCGGCGGCGUUGGGGAGCUAGAGAUCGAUCAAUCCCAAGAUCUAGCCUACAUUCCAGGUGUCCAGAUGGUGAUGUGCAGAGCCGCCUCAGCCAAGGAAGACAUCGACGCAUUUAGCGAUGCACAUGAAUGGGAGUGUCUCGAGGAUGGAGAUGACAAGCCAUAUGUAUGCAAGCUCGAGAACGUCCUUGCUCACCCCCUGGAUGGAGUUUGUGAUCAGCAGUUUUUCAAUAAGGCAGCUCUGAAUCAGCAUAGGAUCAGAAUUCACAACCGUGAAAUCGAUUUAGAAAAUCAGGUGCAUAAUGAAGUGCUGCCACGCAGACUGGAGAACCAGAAGCUCAAGCUUCUGAACAUGAAGUAUAGCCACAUCAAGGACGAAGAGAGCCGGAAAAUAAAAAUCCUACAAGAUAUUAAAACGUGGAAAAAACACUACACAGAAUUGAUGUUGGCGAAUGACAACAAGAAGCAGGAUAGACGAUACGUGCUGCUCAACAUGAGCAGGAGCUGGUAA